CUUGUAAAUGUCGUAUGAUCUGUUUGUGGUUGUUUCACUCUGUGUCCAAGAUCUUCAUGUGAAAAAAUGCUAGUAAAUAUUAUUAAAACGCUCCCACGGGAUUGCAGGAUAAUCACACGGCACAUAAAAUCCUUACUAGAAUUGAGGACGUUAGAAAAGAAUGGAGCCUCUGUCGGAAAAGUGUUUGACGAGCGUGCAAAAAAGAACCCUGGUAAACCUGCAAUUCUUUUCAAGGAUGAAGUUUGGACAUUUCAGCAGGUACUUGAAACGAGCAAUAAAAUCGGGAAUAUGAUGGCAGAUCUUGGGAUGAAAAAAGGAGACAAAGUAUCAUUAUUCAUGGAGAAUGAUCCUCGUUACAUAUGCACAUGGCUUGGCUUAUGCAAGAUCGGAGUUGUAACUGCCUUGGUCAACUUUAACCUGCGUUCAAUGCCUUUGAAAUAUUCAUUUGAGCUGGCGGAUGCAAAGGCAAUAAUUUGUGGUUAUGAGCUGACAGAAGCAUUAACGGAGGCGUAUAAGGACAAGCUUCCAAAUGUCCCUAUUUUUGUAUCUGGAAGUAAUAUAGAGCAAAAUGUUCUAAAAUCUGGAAUUUAUCUUGACAAGGAAAUCCUCACUCAUGCCUCUUCAACUCCAAAAGAACAAGAAAAUACUGGUUUUCUUGACGAAUUGUUUUAUUUAUUCACAUCGGGCACAAGCGGUUUAAACAAGGCAGCUGUCAUAAAACAUUGCAGAUUUCUGAUGGCUGGCGUGGCUGGCAGAAUUGCAAACAAGAUGCAACCAGAUGACAUCGUUUACGCAACAUUACCUCUUUAUCAUACAAAUUCGGGAAUUGUAGGCGUAUCACAGACAUUUGUAAACGGCUAUACGCUCGCUCUAAGGGACAAAUUUUCAGCCAAAAAUUUCUGGAAAGAUUGUAUAAAAUACAAUGUCACAAUAGCACAGUAUAUGGGUGAAACAGCUAGAUAUCUUUUGCGGCAGCCUGUCACGCCGGAAGAAAAACAACACAAAGUCCGCUUAAUGUUGGGCAAUGGGUUGAGGCGAGAAAUAUGGGAGGAAUUUGUGGAACGAUUCGGUAUCAAAGACAUCUCAGAGCUGUAUGGCUCAACAGAAGGCAACGUGAGUACAGUGAACUAUGAACAUAAGGUCGGUGCCUGCGGAUUCAUCCCAAUCUUAUUCAAGAAUCUAUUCCCAAUGACCAUUGUCAAGUUGGAUAGUAAUUAUGAACCAAUACGAGAUCCAAAGACUGGAUUUCUAGUACAGUGUGGACCCUAUGAGAUGGGAGAACUGGUCGGCAAAAUCCAGAAAGAUCAUGCAUUCCGAGAUUUUAAGGGAUAUGCCUCUGAUAAAGCAGCAAAUUCAAAGAAAAUUCUAUCCGACGUAUUUAAGAAAGGCGACUCGGUAUUCAGAACAGGCGACUUGUUCAUGAAGGAUGAACUUGGAUAUCUCUACUUCAAGGACAGAUUAGGCGAUUCCUUCCGAUGGAAAGGAGAAAACGUGUCCACAACUGAGGUGGAAUAUAUUAUUAGCAAUCUCACAGACAAGCUGGAUGUGGUAGUCUUCCCUGUUGAAGUUCCCAAUGCGGAUGGAAAAUGUGGCAUGGCUGCGAUAGCAGAUGAAAACAAUAACUUGAAUUUGGAUGAAUUAAGUUCAAAAAUUAAAAAGACGCUGCCAUCUUAUGCGAUCCCACUUUUCUUGAGAAUUGUGCCCAGCAUUGAAAUAACUGGCACACAUAAAAUGAAGAAAACCGAGCUACAAAAGGAAGGAUUUGGUGUCAAAAGUGACAAAAAUGUUUACUUCUGGUCGAAUGAAGAAGGGAAAUAUGUUCCCUUUACGAACGACUUGUAUGAAAAAAUUGUAGCGGGUAAUAUCAAACUCUGACGUUUCAGCCAAUUUAUGCAUGUACAACAUAUUUAUUGCAAUAAAAUAAAAACAGUUAAUGUGAAAGGUGAA
Folsomia candida is the source of this 1947-nucleotide messenger RNA. RefSeq names its product long-chain fatty acid transport protein 1. The record is from RefSeq and is a predicted model, not a curated record. The transcript is spliced from 15 exons. The coding region runs from base 67 to 1875 and encodes 602 amino acids. Gene Ontology annotation, molecular function: long-chain fatty acid transmembrane transporter activity; long-chain fatty acid-CoA ligase activity. Gene Ontology annotation, cellular component: endoplasmic reticulum. Gene Ontology annotation, biological process: triglyceride homeostasis. Lineage: Eukaryota; Metazoa; Arthropoda; Collembola; Entomobryomorpha; Isotomidae.